Cannabis sativa is the source of this 2189-nucleotide messenger RNA. RefSeq lists its product as uncharacterized. The transcript has 3 exons. Bases 163 to 2118 code for a protein of 651 amino acids. NCBI's taxonomy places the organism in Eukaryota, Viridiplantae, Streptophyta, Magnoliopsida, Rosales, Cannabaceae. The record is from RefSeq and is a predicted model, not a curated record.
CUACUCGUAGUAGCUUGUCUGGGUGGAGUGGUCAAGGUUAUAAAGCUUGCCCUACUUGUAAUGAAGACACGACGUCCAUUCGAGUGAUCGGGAAGACAUCAUAUGUUGGUCAUCGAAGGUUCUUGCCAAGUAACCAUGCAAUGAGAAGGGAUACUCGAUUUGAUGGUAAAGUUGAAAGAAGACCUCCUCCAAGACGAUUUACCUGUGAAGAAAUAUUAUCACAAGUUAAUUCUCGAACCCCAAAUUCCCGGACAUCAUGAAAAUUUUGGGGGCGUGAAACGUAGAAGAGUUGCAGAAAAUUAUAAUUGGAGGAAAAAAAGUAUUUUCUACGAGUUGGAGUAUUGGAGCACGAAUAUUUUAAAACACAACAUUGAUGUCAUGCAUGUUGAGAAGAAUGUGUGUGAUAGUCUCCUAGGAACCAUCUUGGAUAAUGAUAAAUCAAAGGACACAACCAAUGCGCGCCAUGAUUUAAAGAAGAUGGGUAUUAGGGAAUCGUUGUGGAUUUAUGAAGAUGGGAAUGGGAGGCUAAUGAAACCGCAUGCUCCUUAUGUUUUGACUCGUGAGAAAAGACAACUUUUUUGUCAGUUUGUUAAAGGAAUAAAGUUUCCCGAUGGCUUCUGUUCAAAUUUAAAGAGCAAAGUUUCUCCAGAUGAGUCUAACAUUAUUGGGUUAAAAUCCCACGAUUGUCAUGUCAUUAUGCAGCGAGUACUAGCGGUUGGUGUCCGUAAAUUUCUACCUCGUGACACUGCAACAACUAUUACUCAGCUGUGUAAUUUUUUUCGACAGUUAUGCUCUAGAACUCUAAAUAUAAAAGAUAUGGAGGAUGCUCAAAAUAAUUUAAUUAUGUUAUUGUGCAAGAUGGAAUUGAUUUUUCCUCCAGCUUUUUUUGACAUAAUGAUACACUUGGUAUUGCAUUUGCCUGAAGAAGCGAUAUUGGGUGGCCCGGUCUUUAUGAGAUGGAUGUAUCCUUUUGAAAGGUACAUGAAAAAAUUGAAGAAUUAUGUGGGAAAUAAGGCACGUCCUGAAGGGUCAAUUGCAGAAGGUUAUGUUGCUGAUGAGGCAGUAACCUUUUGUUCAAUGUACUUUAAAGGGUGUGAAACAAGAUUUAAUCGGCUUGAUCGAAAUGAAGAUGCGCCUUCUGUUUGUCGCUAUCUCUCAGUUUUUAAUUCUCAAUCUCGUCCUUUAACUAGCGGACUUAUCAAGCCUCUUGAUCAUAUCAGUCGUGCAAAAGCUGAGUGGUACAUUCUUCAAAAUUCUCCUGAAAUCCAAGCUUACUUAGAUGAACAUUUGGACAAGAUCAGGCAUGAAUAUCCUAAUGGUAAUCACGAUGUCUUGCAUAGGCAAACUUUCCGUUCGUGGUUUCAUAAGAAGAUAUAUGAGUUGCACAAGCUUGGAACUUUACAAAAUGGUGAUGAGUUACUCGCUCUCGCUUCCGGGUCCGAUUACUUAGCAACAUUUUACGAAGGUUGUGUAGUGAAUGGUGUUCGGUUUAUUGCAUCAAAGCGAGACCAAAAGCGGAAGACACAAAAUAGUGGUGUUACUGUUGCUGGAACUGAAGGGUUUAAUUAUUACGGCACACUUGAAGAUGUAAUCACUAUAUCUUAUACUGGUGCAUAUACAGUGUCAUUGUUUGAAUGUAAAUGGUAUAACACUAAUCCAUUAAGAAAGAAGACAAUCACUGAAAAUAAUAUAACUAGUAUAAAUACUCGUGGAUAUUGGUAUCAAGAUGAACCGUACAUCCUUGCUAACCAGGCGAAGCAAGUUUUCUAUCUUGAAGAUCCACUCAGAGGUCGCGAUUGGAAGGUUGUUGAAGAUAUUAGCCAUCGACAAAUUUGGGACAUUACUGACAACGAAGAUGAGACUGAUGUAGAUGUUGUUAGUGAUUCUAACUCUGCCAAUUUUGUGUUGACGGUUGAUCUUGGAGAGUUGAUUAUGCAAUCGAAUGAACCUCCAGUAAUUGUUGAAUCGUCCGAUCAGUUAGUGGAUUCUGAGAUAGAGAAUAAUGAACUUGAUGAAAAUUAUGUUGCUGAAGAAGUAGAUGAUUUACUAGUUGAACAUGUGGAGGAUGAAAAUGUAAACUUAGUGAAUGAUGGAAAUGAUAGUGAUUCUUCAGUGUAACUUUUAUUUUGUAAACAUUUGUUACUAAAAUUUUUUACAAUUAAAGGACUAUUUAAUUUCUUUCGCAUUAA